Molecule: messenger RNA, 2007 nt
Organism: Phycomyces blakesleeanus NRRL 1555(-)
Lineage: Eukaryota; Fungi; Mucoromycota; Mucoromycetes; Mucorales; Phycomycetaceae
Product: Homeodomain-like DNA binding domain-containing transcription factor
Exons: 4
Coding region: 1-2007 (668 amino acids)
Molecular function (GO): DNA binding
Source: RefSeq, a predicted model, not a curated record
AUGAACAAAAAUACAGGUUGUCCACAACUUUAUCGCUAUAGAAUCAGUAGUCAUAUAUGCUUCUUUAAUCGUUGUCAAGGAAUACCAAGAUAUUGCUUUAUCUCAAUGAACAGGUCAUAUACCAUGCAGUCCACUGCUUUUGAGAACGCUCAGAUCGAAGCAUAUCUGAAUCAUACGAUGGCUUGUUCAGGUUCAUUUGCAAUUGAGUCUCAUGGACCGCCUGUUCUCUCGUGGCCAAAUGUAAAAGAAGAACCCGACCUGCUUAAUUUCCAUGCCGAAACCUUGGCCUCCACAAGUCUAAUCAACGGGGGGGAACAGGAUAACUCGUGUACCCGCGCAGCUGUCCCACUUGCUCAAAUACUCGAGCACUUUCCUGAUCUUUACGACUUUCUCUUCCAUCCUUAUUUUCCUACCUUUGCUCGUCUCUGGCUGGACUUCCAAUACCAGACUGUACUUGCCAAAGAAGCAAAAUAUCGCCCAAUUGUCAUUAGGUGGUUGGAGCUAGUGGUUGUUCACCUCAGCAAGAUCCCAAGAUCCACAUUUAUCCCGCCCAUCACCACCAAGGCUAAUCAGAAUCUAGCAGAAUCUCAAGGGCACCACAUGCUUUUGGCCUUUUUCAGCAUCAAGGAACGUAUCGAAGCUAUGCAUCAACUACUCCAGAGUGUCGAAAAUGAACGUAUUGUUAUUGAGUCAAAUUCUCUCAAUGCACUUUCAAAUAAACAGCUUAAUACUCAGUCCCACUUAGCAACAGAUCCAACAACUCAACAAAACUUGUCUCAGCUCGGACCAGGUCUCUUGAGUUGCAACCAAGGUCCGGUGGUACCUUGUGUCUCGGGAUCUUCCCAGAUUCCAUUGCAGCAAACUAUAGUGAUGGCCAAUGCUCAAGUCAAGAGCACCAGUGCUCCGCCCAUGACCGACAAUAUCGUUUUUUUCUCGCCAGGUCUCUUUCAGCCUCAGAUUUGUUCCAACAAUAUUUACUGGCCAGAGACCUGUCAGACAACGUCUACUAACCAAUUGUCGGAUGUCACUUUUAAUUCAAUGGGCACAAUACAGGCUCUGAUGGAUUCUCAUUCACCCUUAAAUUACCAGUACAAUGUCAACGAAAGCCCUUUUGUUGAAUCUCCUGAGACAACUUGUUCGGAAGACUCUUCUUCUGCUCCCAAACAAGGACCUCAUUCACACCCUCAUUUACAAAAUACCCCUCUUUCUUCUGAAGCUACUGUUGCCCCAAUGAAGACCUAUAUUCAACCAUCUGGGAUCUGGUCACUUCCCCAGACUCCUUCAGUUUAUCCAAGUGAAGCUUCAGCAUUCUGGUCCUGUCCUACAACCCCUGGCAACAUUUGGUGUCAUCAAGAGGGAGAAACUGCAGCCAUAUCUGAAGGCGACCAAGACUUAGAUGAAAACGAUGAUAUCCAUGAAGACGAUGGCAAAGAAAGUGACUAUGAUGACGGUAGUGAUGAUGUCGACGAUCCUGACUAUAUUGAUGACGAUACAGACCGAGAGAUGUCUAUGAAAAAGCGUUCAAUCUGUAACAAAAUGAAUGAAAAGUCUAUAUCUAUUCAAGACAUUUCCAACUCUUCCUCAUCUUCUUCCUCUUCGGCACAUUUUCCCGUGCCCCCUUCAGGUGGAAUAGCAUCCAAGAAAGCGAGAAUUUCUAAAAUUAAUAAUGCCGAAAAAUGUCUUUCGACCACACGCCGAACAGCCACUUCUUAUGAUGUUACUACUACUCAUUAUCUCAAGUCGGUCUUCUUUAGUAUUUACAGCAAGCGCGAAAAAUUAACAAAGGACCAGCGGCGACAGGUUCAAGAACAAACAGGCCUCAAACCACGUAAUAUCACUUACUGGUUUUCGAAUCACAAACGUCGAUUCCAGACUUCGCUUAAAGUCUUCAAACAAACCGUACGUAUGAGCGGUGGUAGGGUUAAAACUUAUGAUGACUUCCUACGCUGGCGUAAGAUACACGGUUUAGGACCAGAAGUUAACGAUAACGAACAACUCGAAGAUUAA